GCCUGACUGGUGGCCCCAGACUAAGUGCCGGGGAGACUCAAUUGGCUUCUGCAGGCGGCUUCUACUCCAAGAGAUGAUGGGGAAAAUCGGCUUCUCCCUGAUCCUUGCCCUGGCUCUGGUGACCCUCAGCACCUCUUCCGAGAGAAAGUGUGUCCUGUCCGGAUCGUGGAGGAGCAGCCUGGGCUGCAAGAUGGUUGUAUCCGAACUCAGCGAGGCGGGAGCGUUCUCAGGUUCGUACCUCUCUGCAGCAAUGGCCCCCAGAGCUGAUCUCCUGUCGUCGCGUCUGCACGGAAUCCAGCACAGCGCCAGCCAGAAGGAGCAGCCAACCUUCGGGUUCACCGUGAAGUGGCAGUUCUCAGAGUCUCCGCCAGACUCCAUGAGCGUCUUCGUGGGCCAGUGCUUCAUGGAUGACCAGGGAGAGGAGACCCUGCAGACCACGUGGCUGCUGCGCAAGGAGGUUGGAUCCCCCAGCGCCAACUGGGAAGCGACCAGGGUUGGCACAAACGUUUUCACCCGGAUCAAGUGAUGGAACGUGGGCAAAGCCGUGAGGAGCGACGGUGUCCGGUGACCCAGCAGCACCGUGACCCCACUCUGCAGCUCCUGCCUCCUCCCCCACCCCCCACCCCCACGUCCGGAAUUGUUCUGGGGUCUCUCGAGAGUGUCUCACCCGGUGUCAGGGCUGUUUGCUGGGCUGCAGAGGCGCCGUCUCUGUCUCCAUCUCCCCUCGCUCUCCGGUUACACCCCCAGAAUCGCUGCCCGCGCCCCCCACGCUGCAGUUUAGUUCCUUUCCCAGUAAAGCUCUAGCACGGGAGGCAAA
Messenger RNA from Malaclemys terrapin pileata, 817 nucleotides. Its product is annotated as avidin-like. The record is from RefSeq and is a predicted model, not a curated record. Gene Ontology annotation, molecular function: biotin binding. The transcript is spliced from 4 exons. NCBI's taxonomy places the organism in Eukaryota, Metazoa, Chordata, Testudines, Emydidae. Bases 74 to 526 code for a protein of 150 amino acids.